CCCCGGCUUUUGUGUUGUGAAAAAAAAUGGCGACGGGUUAGAGAACAGAAAAAUAUGUCGGAAUCAUUACAACUCUAUCGCGAUUUCCCCCUUUUUCUACUGAUCAGGGUUCUCCAUUAACGAUCUGCUACGAUGUGAUUAUUACGAAACAUUUAUUUUUUUAAUGGGGAAAUCAUUCAAUAACUAAAACCAUGGGGUUAUUCCAUAGAAGAAAGUGUCGGAUUGUCUUGUGUGUGUUGACCUUUUCAGCAAUAUUUUGCGAAUAUGUUCAGGCAAUACCAAGUUUCACAGAAUUCACAUUCCUAAUAGAACCGAGCGACCUGGUGGUGUCCAGGGGUGAAGCUGCCACGCUCCACUGCACUGCCCAAUCAGACUCUACGUCACACAAGGUCACAUGGAUCAAGGACGGCCAACCAUUGGAUCUUGAUGCUAACAAGAAUGUUUGGUCCAAUGGGUCACUACAUAUCACUGAUGUUCAGAACUCAGACAGAGGGUUGUAUCAGUGUAUGUCCAGUCUACCUAACCUGGGGACGAUAGUCAGCAGGACGGCUAGUCUGAGAACAGCAUAUCUUUCUAGAAACUUCCUCAUCCAGCCUCAGGAUCUUACCAUCUAUCUUCAGGAUGUUGCCAUGUUUCAGUGCCGUGGUGACGGUCUACCUGCACCGAACGUCACGUGGUACAAAGACAACAACGUGUUACGAGAUGUCAAAUCUAACAUCCGGAUUUAUCAGGACGGGGUACUAGAGAUCAAUCCCGUGGAGUUCGCGGACUUUGGAACGUAUUACUGUCAGGCGGAGAAUAUUGAGAGAGGAAGAAGUAGUCGUCUGGCAAAACUGGAACAGAACGGCAAUAUAGAAUCUCUGAAGGAGGGCAUGGCCCCGUCCUUUGUUAUCACACCUAUGGAUACUAAGAUACAGGAGGGGUCCUCCACCGUCCUGUUCUGCGGGGCUAAUGGGAGGGACCACCUCGGGAAGCAGCCAGUCAUCACAUGGCUUAAGGAUGGACUGACAAUAGAUUUCACAUUGACACAGGGCAGACUUCAGAUGACGGGAGCAGGCAGUCUUCAGAUCUUCAAUGUCCAGAAAUCAGAUGCAGGGACGUACUCAUGUCGGCCAAGCAACAUGGAGGACUCCAUAGACUCAGAAGCUACUCUUACUGUCCUAGUUCCACCCAAGUUUUUGGUAAAACCCAAAAGUCGUAUGGCGGAAGAGAAGACUGAUACCUUUUUUCGUUGUGAAUUGGACGGUUCUCCAACCCCUGGAAUCUACUGGACAAAAGACGGCAGUGCCAUAGUAACAACUGAUUAUGUCAUAGAGGACAGGAACGAGCUGAGAAUUCUGGGAUUGGUUCCGACUGAUGCUGGGUUUUAUCAGUGUCAUGGAAACAAUGAGCUUGGGAGUAUACAAGCUAUAGCUCAGCUCAUUGUGUUACCUAAUGGCCCUGUUUCCUCGACAGCUAGCUAUCAGUACUUAGAUCCUUACUCCAGUAAUGGAGCUAAUCUACCCAAGGAGCCGUCAGAUCUGUCAGCAGCCAUCAUAUCCAAACGCUUCAUCACGCUUCGAUGGACCCAGCCGAGUAAUCGAGAAGUGACAGGGUACUCUGUCUUCUGGAAAGAACAGGGGUCAACAAGAGAACGAAUGUUGAACACAACUCACACAGAGGCCAACAUCCCGCGACUAAAGCCAGACACGAACUAUGAGUUCCGAGUAAGAGCUGUAAACAGCUACGGAUUCAGCAGUAAUUUUGCACGUACUACAGUACGCACUGAUAAAGAUGUUGCUGUUCCCAGCCCUGCAGUUGAUGUACUGGCCAUCCCCCAGUCUCCCCAUUCUAUCCUCGUGUCCUGGAAUCCUCCCCGCCAACCCAAGGGACAAAUCACCAAGUACCUCCUCAUCUUCUCCGAGGCCGACAGCUCACAUACGAGUCAGAUCGAGGUCACGGACACAAAGAAGCUGUUGAGAGGGUUGAUGGCGUUUAGAGAGUACACGUUCCACAUUGUUGCUGUCAAUGAGAAUGGUGAGGGCAUGAGCACCAGGGAAAUCUCCGCCAAAACUUUUUCAGACAAACCAUCGGAACCCCCACAAAAUGCCACUUUGGAAACUGCAAGUUCCACAUCACUGAUUGUAAGAUGGGAUCCUCCCCCACCGGAUCAUCAAAACGGAAUCAUAACGGGGUACAAAAUCCGCUACAAAACACGAGGGGCAUCCAGGAACGGUGCUACUUUUACCACUGAUGGAAACAGACGAUUGUACGCUCUGACUAACCUAGAAAAAGAUACAGAAUACCAGGUGCGGAUCUCAGCGCUUACUGUCAACGGGAGUGGACCACUGACCCAGAAACUCUGGGCCACCACUUAUAAAGAUGAUCUGGAUGAGUCCAAAGUACCGGAUGCUCCACGUAGAGUACAUGUGACCUCGGACGACACGUCCAUACGUGUUUCCUGGUCCACCCCUCCCCCCGAGUCUAAGAUAAUGGUCCGGGGGUACAUUCUUGGGUGGGGGAAGGGCGUGCCAGACACAGAAAAGAAACAUUUUGGGCCAGAAACUCAUGUCUUCACCAUCAGAAAUCUGUUGCCUUCAUCAGAGUAUGUCAUAACUGUCAAAGCCAAGAACAACCAAGGAGAAGGACCACCACGAUACACCACAGCCACCACCACCAAGGAGUCAGUGCAUGAGUCCGUUCUUCCUCUGAUGCCACCCGUGGGCCUGAAGACACUCGUUUUAUCUUCCACGACAAUCGUCCUAAUGUGGAGUGAUACCACACUGGAUGUCAAUCAAAUGGUGCAGGACAACCGCUACUAUACCGUGAGGUACCGCGUCGCCACCAACGUGGAGAGUGAAAACAGCAGAUACUGGUACCAGAAUUCUACAGACCUGAAUGAACACAUAGACAGUCUGAGGCCUAAUACCAGGUACGAGUUUGAUGUCAUGGUCAUCAAAGGUCGUCGCCAAAGUCCAUGGAGUAUGAAAGAAACCAACAAGACGCAAGAAGCAGCCCCAGGCUCUCCCCCUCUAGAUCUGACCCCGGUCCCCAAGGAAAACGACCCCAGAGCAGUCAUCAUGAACUGGCAGCCCCCAGCCAAACCCAAUGGACAGAUUACAGGUUACUUGGUUUUCUACACGACUGAUCCUAAACAAGAAUUACGUGAGUGGGUGGUGGACGGCAUCCUGGAAGGGGACGAAUUGUCAGCGACGAUAAAACGACUGACACCGUCAACGACAUAUUACUUUAAAGUCCAGGCACGUAACAGUAAAGGGUAUGGACCAUUGUCUGAAACAGUGAUCUACAAAACUCCUAAAGCGGACGGCAGUGGUGGCGGUCAGAUAAACCCCGAAUACCCCCAACAGAUAGAUGGGAAAAUCCCACCACAUAAUAGUAUACCACAGUCUCCCAAACCAGAAGACAGCGUAAAUAGUGACGGACGAAGGGGUGGUAACUCUGAAGGCGGGCUGCCAACGGGAAUCAUGAACAUUAUCAUCGCGUCAGUAGUCGGGGCAACCUUCUGUAUCAUCAUCAUCGUAGUGGCCGUCAUCUACUGCAAGAGACGUGACAACGAACAGAGACUGAAACGACAAGCACAACAGAAUCAACAGUCUCCACUAAAGGGUAAAGGUCAAGGUCGUGACCUUAAACCCCCUGACCUCUGGAUCCAUGACAACAUGGAGAUGAAGAACAUUGAUAAAGGUCAGAGGAGUGAGUCAACAUUAACAAUGAGCACGACUCGGCGGAGUUCUAAUGACUACAGAUCGAUGGAUGACCUUCCACCUUACCAUGAAGAGAGAAAUGAGAUGUAUUACCAUCCUCCUUCUGAUCAUGAAGAGCGGGAGAGGUUCCUGCCCCCCAGACAACCCAAUCCUGGGAUAAUCCGACCCAAAGCUACCAAACCUCUCAUGAUUUCUGUUGAUGCUCAGCCACCACCCAGGGAACCUAUAGCCAUGGUGACAGCUCUACCUAACGGAGCAUUAAACAUGGAUCGCGGAGAGCCAGGGAUGUUAUCGCGGCCGGGAUUCCCCCGUACACAGUACAACAUGCAGUAUACGAGUGGGGGACCGAGGGUCAAUGCAGGGGAUUUACCUCAGCCUCCACCAAGCCAGAAGCCCCCUGACUGUCAUUCCCUGGGUCAAGGUCAGCCUAUGGCUGUCAUAGCACCCGGACAACAUGAGUUUGACGGUUACCGAAGUCUUCCCAGAGGAAAUCGACCAAUGAGAAGCUUUACGUCCCCGAAUCCCCAUAAUUACCCCAAACCAUUGUCCGGGGUUCAUCACCAUAGCACCCCUAAACAUCAGAUAGUAAAACCACAACAAUCUCCCUAUAAGAAGGCAGGGCCACCAUUAUCAGCUGUUCCUGUCAAACCUCGUGCCAUACCUGUCAUUAAACCAAAGGCUCCAGACGUUGUACUGAAGGCGGGGACUGACCCAGACAUUCAGAAAUCAGAGAGUACAGAAGAAUUAUCUGCUGAAAUGGCAAACUUGGAUUGUUUAAUGAAAGACUUAAAUGCCAUUACUCAGCAGAACUUUGAAGUGUAGCAUUGUUAUAAGGUUAAUUGUAGUCUAGUGUUAUAAACCAGAAAAUACUGAAGUCCCAGAGGACAAAACAUUCGGAGCAAAAUCCACACAAUUCUGGGGAAGUUUUCUCUAGAUUUCUUGGAUGAGUGUCAUCCUUAUACAACGUUAUGCUCCAGUUUGGAGAAAGUGAUGUAAAAAGAUUCUUUGUACAUCUUUUUUGAACAAGUUUUGAUGCUUCACUUGGAGCAAUUCAACGACAUCAAAAUGGAAUGGAAAAAGUCAGUUAAUUCAGCAAUCAAAUUGUAUUGAAAAGGAACUUAAUCAAGCAUUUUUGCUUGAUGAGAAAAAGUUAAUUUUGAAACUAAGGA
Messenger RNA from Saccostrea echinata, 4873 nucleotides. RefSeq names its product neogenin-like. The record is from RefSeq and is a predicted model, not a curated record. The transcript is spliced from 26 exons. Gene Ontology annotation, biological process: cell-cell adhesion. The coding region runs from base 192 to 4526 and encodes 1444 amino acids. Gene Ontology annotation, cellular component: membrane. Lineage: Eukaryota; Metazoa; Mollusca; Bivalvia; Ostreida; Ostreidae. Gene Ontology annotation, molecular function: protein binding.